AUGAAGAUUUGUUGUGAUGUUUGCAGCAAAGAAGAAGCCACCCUUUUCUGCUAUGCAGAUGAAGCUGUUCUUUGUGAAGCAUGUGAUGUUGGUGUUCACCAUGCUAAUAAGCUUGCUACUAAACACUGUCGUUUGCCUCUUCUAAACCCUAAUUCCUGCAAUGCUUCCCCACUUUGCGACAUCUGUCAGGAGAGACGUGGGUUUAUAUUUUGUAAAGAAGACAGAGCAGUACUUUGUAUGAAAUGUGACCUUUCAAUUCAUAGAGCCAAUGAAUAUACACAGAAACAUAACAGGUUUCUUCUCACCGGUGUGAAGCUCUCUUCUUUAAACCCGAUUUCAUACUGCUCUAAUGGGGUUGAUGAUGAGAGUAAAAAUUUGCAGUGUUCAAUUUCUAACAAUGAAAUCUUAAGCCCUGCUUCCAUUGAGAAACCAUUGGGGGUUGAAGAUAAUUACAGUAACAGUGACAAUACAUCGGUUUCAACCACCAAUAAUAUGUCGGAGUAUUUUAUGGAAACAAUUCCUGGUUGGCUGCUUGAUGAUUUUCUUCACCCUUCUUCACCUGCUAAUGCCUUCUCUUACGGUAAGCUUUAA
Messenger RNA from Gossypium arboreum, 591 nucleotides. Its product is annotated as B-box zinc finger protein 21-like. The record is from RefSeq and is a predicted model, not a curated record. Bases 1 to 591 code for a protein of 196 amino acids. Lineage: Eukaryota; Viridiplantae; Streptophyta; Magnoliopsida; Malvales; Malvaceae. The transcript has 2 exons. Gene Ontology annotation, biological process: regulation of DNA-templated transcription; photomorphogenesis. Gene Ontology annotation, cellular component: nucleus. Gene Ontology annotation, molecular function: zinc ion binding.